AUGGACAUGGCAGAAAACACAGGUGCUUCCCAGCCAAGACUCUGUAAUACUCAGCCUUCCCCUGCGGAGCCCAGCCAGGUUGUUUCAGGUCAGAGCUCAGAGAUGCCUACCUGGAAACAAACAGUGGUGACAUCUGCAUCCUGUAGCACACAGGAGGCUGUCUGUACUCAGAACUCAACAGCACACGCAGGAAAAGCUUUUGAAUUCCAUUUUGGAGAGCCAAAUGAGACGUCUUCUUUGAACCAGCAGAAAAAAUUCCCUGCAGGCCCUCAGUUUAUGCAGCUCAACGGCACCCCCAAGACUUGCCUCUCUCAUCCCCAGAAGACAGCAGUACUUGACAUCAAGGAUACUCUCAACAAUGAAGGCUACUGGGUGAGGACACUGAGCCCUGACAAGACUGUCUUGAUCCAAAAUACAGGCUUGUGUGAGAGUCAGACGAUUACCUCUGGUGAUCAUCAAAUUGCUCUCUCUGGAAGCCAUGCAGGCCAUGACUCAAAUGUGGAUCACUCCCUUCCUUCUAUAAACGACCAGACCCUCAGUGGUGACCUUGAGAUGACUUUCAAAGAUGACCAGACCUCCUACUACAGUCAGCUGACAACCAGAGAUGGAGGGCUUCUGAGUCUCUACGGGAAUCAGAUGACAGCACCCAAUUAUAGCCAGGCCCUUCAUCCCAGUCAAAUCCUAACCUUUUCUGAACAGAAUCCUUUGGGGGAUUUGAAGAGGAACCUAAUAGCUGAUAAUAGAUUCUAUGGAGAUCAAAUGAUAACUCCCAAUGGAUAUCAGAUUUUCUAUGAGCCCCAGAAGAUAGAUAACUGUGACCAGAUAAAGCAUGACUAUCAGAUGACAUCCUUCAGUGGUCAGAAUGUCUGCAGAAGUCAGGAGAAUUUCUUCAGUGGUGAGUACUCCCUCUCUGGGUAUCAGACAUCAGGCUACAGAUGUGACCAGAAUUUGACUGAGAAUCACCAGGUGACAAGUCCAAUUGGUGUCCAGCUUCUCUAUGACUUUCAGAUGCCAAUCUCCAGUUUUGACACAACUUUUCAUGGGACUAAGAGGACAACAUCCAGUGCAGAAGACAACCUGGAUUGUCAUCCAGAGACAAGUCCCAGUUCUGAAGAGACAUUCUACUUGGGUCAGAUGAGGAUCUCUGUUGAUCACAAUGUCUGCCCAAGUCAGAAUGGAACACCCAAAAUUGAAGAAAGCCUUGAUUCUCUGGUGACUUCACUUAGCAACCAAGCCCCAUAUGUGGGUGAAUCCUCAUAUACUUUAAGUUUCCCUGUGAUACAAAGACAACCUCAGGAAAGCUCUUCACCUUCUGGUUUGAUCCAAGGACAGCAUCCAGAGAUGAAAUUAGACCUCAAGACCCAGAGCCCUGUGUCCCAGAAGACCUGUUGUCCUUUGAAGCGCUACUACUGUACCUACCAGGAUUGUAAGAAAUCUUACACAAAGUCUUACCACCUUAAAGACCACAUGAAGAAACACACUGGUGAGAAGGCUUAUGCAUGCAAUGAGCCUGGAUGCACAUGGAAAUUCUUCCGCUUAUGUGAUCUCAACAGACACAAAAAAAAGCACAGUGGGGUGAGGCCCUACCCAUGUCUCAAGUGCAACAAAAGAUAUUCCAGAUUGAAUUAUCUCAAUCAGCAUCUGAAGAGCCAUACUCAAGCAUCACACACCACUGCAACCUAA
Grammomys surdaster is the source of this 1683-nucleotide messenger RNA. Its product is annotated as Kruppel-like factor 18. Gene Ontology annotation, biological process: regulation of transcription by RNA polymerase II. The record is from RefSeq and is a predicted model, not a curated record. Lineage: Eukaryota; Metazoa; Chordata; Mammalia; Rodentia; Muridae. The coding region runs from base 1 to 1683 and encodes 560 amino acids. Gene Ontology annotation, molecular function: DNA-binding transcription factor activity, RNA polymerase II-specific; RNA polymerase II cis-regulatory region sequence-specific DNA binding. The transcript has a single exon.